UGGAGGGGAACAGCGCAAUGCCCAUGAGGCCCUGCGCUUCGUAAUAGCGCUGAUAAUUUCGAAUUCGCCCAUUGACCCUCUCGUCCCUGCCGGUCGUGCUCGCCGCCGACGCCGCAAUGUCUCCGCCAUUCCGGAUACCCAUACCAGUCCCGUUCCCAGUCCCAGUCCCAGUACCGGCAACGCUGCAAGUGGCCGAUACCUCGAUAUCCCAGCGCCGUGAUGCCUCCGGAAAGCCCAAUCCACACCAGGUCCAAAUCAUCUUGUCCGUCUUCGCUGGCAUCGCCGGCGCCGUCAUCCUCGCGUUUAUUGCUCGCCACGUGUACCGCCGACGGUUCCGCUCGGCCCAUGCCUAUCAACCCGCGCUGCGCGAGGAAGACGGCCCUUUCACCCGCCAGAUCAACCGGGCCAACCAGGACAACCUCGAGGACGCAUUAAACGACGCCCAGGCGCAGACCAGCGGCACCAAUGGCUCCACGACCGACGGUGCCGGCAUCGACCGCAACACCUCUAUCCGCAGCGUCAUGACGCUGCCCGCGUACCGGCCGAAGGCGACCGAGAACGAGCUCGUGCUCGGGCGCGAGGGCGAGCGCGACGGGAUCGACGUGGUGGUGGAGAUGCGGACGGCCGAGGAGGAGGAGGCGCUGCGGGACGAGGAGAUGGAAGCGCUGUACCGGAUCCGGGAGGCGCGGCGGCGGCAGCUGGCCGAGCGCGAGGAGCGGCGCCAGCAGCGGCGCGAGGCGCGCGAGGCCAACGACCUGGUUGCGCUGCGCGAGCUGCGCCAGCGCGCCCGCGAGCGCGCCGCCCAGAACGAGGCCGAGAUCGACGAGCUGCGCCAGGAGCACGAGCGCAUCCGCCAGACCCGCCACCACCGCGCCGUCAGCAGCGUCUCGUACGCCGACGUCGGCAUCGCCCGCGCCGACGGCACCCGCGUCCGCGCCAACAGCACCGAGAGCACCGAGCGCGUCGGCCUGCUGUCGGACGCCGCCAGCAUCGCCGCCGACAGCCUGUUCCAGCGGCGGGACCGCAGCGCCAGCGCCUCGCUGAGCAUCGACGCGGCCCGCUCGCUGCAGGACCGGCCCGAUUCGCCCGGCGUGCUGGCCACGGGCGGGAGCGGGGCGUACAGCCUGGCGAGCGCGGGACGGAUGCGGUCGCGGACGAACUCGGGCGCCACGACGCCGCGCAUUCCGACGCCCAGCGCGGCGACCACGCCGCGGGCCGGGUCCAGCCCGGAGCUCAUCGACGCCGAGGACGCCGACCUGGGCGACGCCGGGAUGCCGCCGCCGGGCUACGACGAGGUCAGCCUCGACGACGUGACGCCGCUGCACUCGCGCCGCAACUCGGACGUCUCCGGCCGCGCCAGCCCCUACCCGGAUCCGCCGCCGGAGUAUCCCGGCCCCGGCCCCGGCCCCGGCCCCGCCGAGAGGCGGAAUAACCGGCUGUCCGCCCACAUGGGCGAUCUGGCUGCGCAGGCUCAGGGACAGGGAGGCGGCGACGGCGACGGCAACGGCGGACGUAGCGGGGUGCCCAGAUUGCCCAGCCUGAGGCUGUCCCAGGUGCCGCAGAUUGUGAUUGAGCCGUCCAGUGCGCUGCCAUGAGAUUUAGCUGAUCGAUAUCUGGGGAUAUCUUGCGAGUAAUGAUGAGUAAUGAGACCCCGACCUGGGAGUGGAACUUGAGUUUGGGAUAUGGGAUAUGAAGUGAAAGGGAGGGGAGCGGUUGGAUGGAUACCCAGGUCUGAGGCUGGCAGCAUGUCUGUGUAUAUACGGAGACCCCCCUUGUUCCGCCCUUGUUGUCUCGGAGUCCUGGGGCGCGCUGGGUCUGGCUGGAAUUCGCGGUGUGGACGGACUCUUG
Thermothielavioides terrestris NRRL 8126 is the source of this 1848-nucleotide messenger RNA. RefSeq lists its product as uncharacterized. The record is from RefSeq and is a predicted model, not a curated record. The coding region runs from base 117 to 1595 and encodes 492 amino acids. NCBI's taxonomy places the organism in Eukaryota, Fungi, Ascomycota, Sordariomycetes, Sordariales, Chaetomiaceae. The transcript has 2 exons.